Messenger RNA from Halichondria panicea, 717 nucleotides. Its product is annotated as ubiquitin-fold modifier-conjugating enzyme 1. The record is from RefSeq and is a predicted model, not a curated record. Lineage: Eukaryota; Metazoa; Porifera; Demospongiae; Suberitida; Halichondriidae. Bases 81 to 593 code for a protein of 170 amino acids. Gene Ontology annotation, molecular function: UFM1 conjugating enzyme activity. The transcript has 6 exons. Gene Ontology annotation, cellular component: cytoplasm. Gene Ontology annotation, biological process: protein K69-linked ufmylation.
AUUCCGACCCUUUACCCCAUUUCCACGUGUCGACUGUAUGAAACGUGACUGUAUCGUAUUACAUUAUAAGUUAGCUAGUCAUGGUGGAUGAAGCUACUAAGAAGACUCUAGCCUCCAUUCCUCUGUUGAGGACCAAGGCCAGCCCCAGGGAUGGGGAUGAGUGGGCCACCAGGCUCAAGGAAGAGUACAUGAGCUUGAUUAAGUAUGUGAGCAAUAACAAGGAAGCAGACAAUGAUUGGUUCAGAUUAGAAUCAAACAAGAACGGGACAAGGUGGUUUGGGAAAUGCUGGUGCAUUCAUAACCUACUCAAGUAUGAGUUUGAUGUGGAGUUUGAUAUUCCAGUGACAUACCCUGCAACUGCUCCAGAGAUAGCACUGCCUGAACUGGACGGAAAGACAGCCAAAAUGUUCCGAGGCGGUAAGAUUUGUUUAACGGAUCACUUUAAGCCAUUGUGGGCUCGGAAUAUACCAAAGUUUGGAAUUGCUCAUGCUAUGGCGUUGGGACUUGGACCGUGGUUAGCUGUUGAGAUUCCUGAUCUGAUAGAAAAAGGUAUAAUUUCACACAAAGAUAAAAAGGACACUCAAGAACAAUAACAUUAACAAAUUUUAUAAAUUCUUGUGUUUCAUUCAGUAGUUUAGUAAAUAGAUGUGCUUAUCAUAACAGUGUUGGUUUGUUUUUAUUGUCAAUGAAAGUGAAAAUGUAUAAUUUAAAAACAAA